This is a messenger RNA of Photinus pyralis (common eastern firefly), 2600 nucleotides long. RefSeq names its product serine/threonine-protein kinase PLK4-like. The transcript has 8 exons. Bases 111 to 2450 code for a protein of 779 amino acids. NCBI's taxonomy places the organism in Eukaryota, Metazoa, Arthropoda, Insecta, Coleoptera, Lampyridae. Gene Ontology annotation, molecular function: ATP binding; protein kinase activity. Gene Ontology annotation, biological process: protein phosphorylation. The record is from RefSeq and is a predicted model, not a curated record.
GUUGUGAUGGGUUAGGAUGUGAAGGUUGUUUGGCGUCUGUUUGUUUAAAAAAAUAAACAAAAAAUAUUUAAAAAAUGUUCACGGAAUAAUUUUACAAUUAAGCUAAAACCAUGGCUCUUAGUUUAUUUAGUGAGAAAAUUGAGGACUAUGAGGUGCAUAAUAUGCUUGGGAAGGGUGGAUUUGCUACUGUAUACCAUGCAACAUGUUUAAAAAGUGGAGUAGAAGUUGCGAUUAAAAUGAUUGACAAAAAGUUAAUGCAGUCCACUGGAAUGGUACACCGUGUCAGACAAGAAGUUACUAUUCAUUCAAGAUUGAAACAUCCAUCUAUUUUAGAACUGUUCACUUUCUUUGAGGACGUUAAUUUUGUAUAUUUAAUUUUGGAACUUUGUCAUAAUGGAGAGUUGCAACAAUAUUUGAAAAAGAACAACGAGGUGUUAUCUGAACCAGAAGCCAGCCAUAUCAUGAAGCAGAUAAUCGAAGGAAUCCAGUAUUUGCACUCACACAACAUAUUGCACCGGGAUAUAUCAUUGUCCAAUUUGUUAUUUACAAAAAAUAUGCAAAUAAAAAUAGCAGACUUUGGCCUGGCAACUCAACUAUCAAGACCUGAUGAGAAACAUCUUACAUUGUGUGGUACUCCAAAUUUUAUUUCUCCCGAAGUUGCAUCUCGCACUCAGCAUGGAUUGGAGGCUGAUGUAUGGGGUUUAGGAUGCUUGUUAUACACAUUGCUAGUGGGGACACCACCAUUUGAAGAUCAUGCUAUUCGUAGCACCUUAAAUCGAGUUGUAACAGCAAAUUAUAGGCUACCAAAUUUUCUCUCCGCGGAAGUAAAAGAUCUUAUUAACUCUUUGUUGCAAAAGAAUCCCAAAGAUCGAAUUAAAUUGGAUAUGAUAUUGGAACAUCCAUUUAUAAAACGAUAUGAUAAUUCAAAUGGAACGUCCAGUUCAAGACUAACACAAGAUAGUGGCAUUCAUACAAUGUCUAGUAGGAGAGAUAGCGCAUUUAGUGAUAGCGCCAUACAGAAGAGUUAUCCAUCAAAUGUGAUUUUGCGGAGCAAUAGCGAUUGCUCACCAUACAUUGGGCAUUUUUCUGAAUGCUCAAAUAAAAGCACAGAUCAUGGAAGAGCUGUUUUACAAUGUCAAGGACCAAUUGACCAAAGCUGUCAUUCACAUUUUUCAUCAUGUUGCAAAUCUAAAUCUAACCAUGUGUCAAUGGAAUGUGCAGGUCAUGGUCAUAGUUGCUGUAGUAACCCUUGCCAUUUGGUAAAUGGACAGAACAAUCCUCAUUUUCCUUCUUCAUCUUGUUCUUUAAGAACCUCUAAUUCGUGCCAUUGUGAGGCAAAUGAAGAUUACUGUAAAGAGAAAAUAAAAUUUUUAAAAGAACACCCUCCGGACAACUUGAUGCAAUUUCAAAAAUCAAAACAGAAAGAUUUUUCUAGAUUAUGUUCUUCCCGAUUAUUCCCCACUAGGCAUCAAACAAAAAAAUGUAUUUUAAGUAUACUAGAAACGGGUGAGGUAUGCGUUGAGUUUUUAUUAACAUAUGGAUCGAAGAAAAAGGAGUUAGUGCGUGAAGUAUUAAGAAUAUCUCCUGAUGGUUCUAAUAUAUAUGUAUAUGAACCACAAGGUGGAAAAGUUCCACCAACUAGUGAACCGCCGUUUUUACCAAGUGAUGGUAAUUAUUACGCAUAUGAUUUUGAAAAAUUGCCAGAAGUCCAUUGGAAAAAGUAUCUCUAUGCCUCACGAUUUGUGGAUCUUGUUAAAGCAAAGACUCCUAAGGUCACUUAUUACAGCUCUAAAGCUAAGUGUUUUCUUAUGGAGAACUUGAAGGACUUUGAGAUCAUGUUUUAUAAUGCCAUUUCAGGAGCAAAAGUAGCACAACACACGACCGAUGAUGUGUCAGUUAUUACUAUAACCGACGAAAAUGGAAUAUGUAGGAAACUGCAGGCAGUUGGUGAAUGUAAUACAUUGCCAAAAUCUUUAUACGAUUUGUGGAUCUGUGCUCAAGAACUUAAAAUGCAUUGUAUUCAGAUAGAAAGUAAUAUGAACCAGUUGCCAGGUGAAAAUUUUCCAUUAAUUGUCGGGCGCCGACCUAAUACUUCACUUUCUAAUAAGGAAAAUCAAUUUAAUACGCUGCCAUCAUUCAGUGUGUCGAUGGCUAGCACAGCUGCCCAAUCUACUGUUACCAAUAGUUCUCAUACAAGGGACAAACAAAUGACAGUCUCUGGUGUGGGUAUCGCCAAACAAUUACCCGACGGAAGAUUAUAUGUGCAAUGUUUUGAUGGAGAACAAAUAUGGAUCGAUGACAAACACAGAAUACGUUAUAAAUAUGGCGAUGGUCGUGUUGUUAGUUACUUGUAUGAUAGUCUUCCGGACAAGGUGUUGGAAAAAUUCAGAGAAAUAAAUAAAGUUCUGUAUAGCAUUUUUCCAAAAAGUAAGAUGCGAUCAUUACGGUAAUAUUAGUAAUGAUGUUAUACCCAACAGUAGCUUUAUUGUAUAUUGUUAUAUAUUCUAAAAGUGAAUUAUUGAAGUAUUUAAUAAAUUAUUAUACACAUGUAUAUUGUACUUGCAAUCAGUAUUUGUAGUAAGUAAAUAAUAUAUUAUGUC